Messenger RNA from Trichomonas vaginalis G3, 654 nucleotides. RefSeq lists its product as uncharacterized. Bases 1 to 654 code for a protein of 217 amino acids. The transcript has a single exon. The record is from RefSeq and is a predicted model, not a curated record. Lineage: Eukaryota; Parabasalia; Trichomonadida; Trichomonadidae.
AUGAUUCCAGCUCAACAUAUUGACGUUCGUUCACUAAAUGGAGGUUGCAUCACUCCUGAAGGUAUUAGCUCAGAUUUCUCAUACGCUCUUCAUAAUGUUACAGAUGUUGUGUUAGCAUUUCCGAAGAAUGCAAUGCAAAGAACGGUUUUAGAAAAUCCAAUGCUUCGAGGUCUUCAGGUCACUAUAGAUUCCAGAAACUUCCCCGAUCAAGCGAUGACCACAGUGGGUGACAUAUUCUUUACACGUAUGCUUCAAGCUUCUGAUUUAGAUGGAGUGAAUGAAUGCACAGAAGAAUACGAGGACUCAUUAACUAGACCACUGAAUGCAGAUGAUGGCACGCCAUUAGCUAGAACAUGGAAAGACCAAACUUCAUUCUUAUGCACUAUUCCAGUUCAACGUGAUGGAGCGGGUAUAUUCUUUGAUGGAUUAGAAACUUUCAACUCACAAGUUACAGUACAAGUGAAAGCUUAUCCAAUCAUUCAGGGUGAAAAUGACACUUACUGUUCAAAGGUGACAAAUCCUCCUCAGGUUUGGUUUACUAGGACUACAUAUUGGACAUGGACACCGGAUGAAGGUUUGAAAUAUCAUCCAACAGGUACACCACCACAGUAUAGAAGUUCAUAUGAUGAAAUAUUGAUGAAUAGAAAUGUUUAA